This is a messenger RNA of Ostreobium quekettii, 1644 nucleotides long. NCBI's taxonomy places the organism in Eukaryota, Viridiplantae, Chlorophyta, Ulvophyceae, Bryopsidales, Ostreobiaceae. The record is from the annotation of a GenBank genome assembly.
AUGCUACGAGCGCCAGAAAAAAGACAGGCGACGACUCGACGAAGGCCUCACAGGUUUUCGACCGGUUGCUCGCGAAAGAUGAAACGAGCGCGGUCUUGUUUGAGUUGCCGAAGCGUUGGGCAGCUGGGAUGUUUCCAGGGGAGUGUUGUGUCGAAACGCAAAGGUUUUCAGGCGCAAUCAAUACUUUCGCCAGUUCAAUAUUCUGUUCAACGAGCUGACCUUAGGGCAAUCGAGGACCAUCCGUUGCCUGUGGCAAGCACAGCUCACAGUGAAGCCUUCCAUGUCCUCGAGCCCAAGGCUCUGGAUGAUGGAGAGUUUUCGGAAUCUUCUUCGCCACCGUGCUCUACGCUGCAGGAGCAGUCGACAUUUCACCAACGCGCUACAGAUGUUGCCGAAAGCAGCGGAAGAGACAGCGAAAGUCCACGGGAUUAUCUCUCCCAGUCAAUUCAGCUGAAACGAAUGUCGCAGGAAGAGAAGGUCUGCAGUAUGAAGAGAAUGAAGGCCAGCGUAAACGUUGAUCCAGAUGUUCAGGUGAUGGCCACCCCUGUAUCGCAGAUGAAGAAUUCGCGGGAACAGUUAAUAACAACGGUGAAGGGUACAACUCCUGGCAAGGUCCCUAAUGAGCAGAGCGUCACCGAAUUUCCUCAUCCGGGCAUCACCUUGGACUUGGGGGAAGCGACAGCAGGGGAGGAGGAACCGUGGCCAUUAAUGGUGGACCCCAGCCAUGACAGCUGGAGAAUGGAGGCCGGCGUCUCUCGGACGGACACGCCCGAGGGUGGCGCGGGCGCGGGACCUCCCGGGACCUAUGGGUCGUCCAAGCAGCCCGGGCCCCACAGCAGCAGGCGGCUGGACCUCGUGAAGGGGAAGUUUCAGUCCUUCAGCCACUCCAGGAGGCCAGUGACCUUGUCCGCGCGGAGGACGUCCUUGGACCUGUCUCAAGGCAUCAGGAAGGCCAUGAGCGGGGUGGCGUCGGCGCUGGGCGUCUUCGAGGCGAAGGAAGACUUCGAGUCGGCCAGCGACGACGAGGUGGGGCCGGGGGCCCACGGGACCACGGACCGCAUGGGGCCCGCCGAAGAGGGGGCUGACGACAUCCCGUCGGGGAAGGACGCCGGUGAUGAUGUCAGUACCGGCGGCGGCAUUUCGGCCUACGAGCCCUAUGAAACGCUGCCGAAGAAGGAUCGCCCCAGUCCAUCGCCAAGAGGCUUGACCAAGAGGGCAUCCAUGAUCGCCAUGAAGAUGAAACUCAUGAAGUCCACCAGCAUCCAGGACACUGUCACCUUGGCCGCCUUCAAGGAGGCCCUUUCGUGCAAGACGGACUUGCUGCCUCGCAGGAUAUACGCAGUCCUGUCGCAGUCCGGCGGCCAGGUCACCAAGGAGUUGCUGGUGCAAGCCGUGAUACACUCGGAUGACGGCAACGUGGAAGACAGGUUGAGAUUCGCUUUCGACGUGUAUGACGUGGAUGGGUCCGGCGGAAUUGGGAGAGAAGACUUCAGACAGUCUUUGCAGGUAGAUGCCACCUGCUCUCCAAACCCUCAGCGAAGGCUCUCGCACUGGGGAGAACUUGUCCUUUCAAGUUUCAAUCGACUUUGCCAUGAUGAAAUUGAUGGAAAUAGCAAAGAUGCUGCGAUGCCAGAUACAGUCUGA